AUGCAGAGGGAGAGAAUGAGCAAAAAGAAUAGUAGUCAGGUUCAUUGUCUUCCCUCUCCUGAUCAUCAUCAUCAUCAUCAUAUUCUCAUAAUGGCUUCAACUUCAAAACACAUUCCUGAGAUCAGAUUGUACAAAGCCUGGAAGGGUAACAAUAGAUUUUUCUGUGGUGGGAGACUAAUGUUUGGUCCUGAUGUAUCAUCUCUGCUCCUAACCUCUUUCUUAAUCGGUGCCCCUGCCCUUACAUUCUGCAUAAGGAUGCUCGUGUGGAUGCAAAAAGGCGAUCCUAUCUUCAACUACACCGUUCUGACUUCAGCAUUUAUCCUCACCCUCUUGGUUUUUACGUUUCUAUUCUUGACAUCAGCUAGAGAUCCAGGAAUCAUUCCAAGGAACAAAACAUCAGUGAAUAUUGAAGAUGGUUCAGAUAAUUCCUUGACACAAUCUAUGGAAUGGGUCAACAGCAAAACUCCUCAUCUCAAGAUACCUAGAACAAAGGAUGUCUUUGUUAACGGAUACACUAUCAAAGUCAAGUUCUGUGAGACUUGCUUACUCUACCGUCCACCACGUGCUUCACACUGCUCCAUAUGUAACAACUGUGUCCAACGCUUUGAUCAUCAUUGUCCAUGGGUAGGACAAUGCAUUGCCCUUAGAAACUACCCGUUCUUCAUCUGCUUCAUCUCAACUUCAACAUUGUUAUGCAUAUACAUCUUUGUGUUCUCGUGGAUCAAUCUAAUGAGACAGCCUGGGAGAUUAGGGAGGACAAUGUCUAAUGAUAUAGUCUCUGUCAUUCUUAUAGUCUAUUCAUUUGUUUCUAUUUGGUUCGUUGGUGGUCUUACCAUUUUCCAUGUCUAUCUUAUGUCUACAAAUCAGACAACUUAUGAGAAUUUUCGGUCCCGUUAUGAUAAGAAAGAAAACCCUUACAAGAGAGGGUUGCUGAAGAAUGUUAAAGAAGUGUUGUUUGCUAAGAUACCGCCUUCUCAACUAGAUCUCAGAGCAAUGGUCCCAGACGAAGAUGAUGGAUCUGAGUAUGAGUCAGAGAAUAGCUCUUCCAUCAGAUAUGAUAAUGAAAUGAAAGGCAAGGUCACUAAAAGUGAGAGCCCGAAGAAGCUUCCUUUGCCUACACAGAACUUAGAUAAUAAUGAUGACUAUGACAGAUCUACAACAACUAGAGAUGAUGCUUCAUAG
Eruca vesicaria subsp. sativa (arugula) is the source of this 1182-nucleotide messenger RNA. NCBI's taxonomy places the organism in Eukaryota, Viridiplantae, Streptophyta, Magnoliopsida, Brassicales, Brassicaceae. The record is from the annotation of a GenBank genome assembly.